UGCCAUGGCCCCACCCCGCUGUCCCCAGCCCCGCGCUGGCCCUGCCAGGCUGGUGUCCCCUGUCACCCACAGGUGCCCAGAUGUCCCAGCUCCUCCUGGAGCCCCCCUGGAGGCCGGCGGUGCUGUGGGACCAGGUGACACUGACCUGCCAGGGCUUGGGGACCGCCGGUGACACCACCUGGUACAGGGACGGGCAGCGCUGGUGGCAGAAGGGAGGCGACCAUGUCACUGUCACCCUGAGUGGCACCUACACCUGUGACAGACCCGGCAGCGGGCACAGCCCACCUGUGACAGUCUCACACGACUGGCUGGUGCUGCAGGUGCCAGUGCGGGAGCUGCUGGAGGGGGACAUGGUGACACUGCGCUGCCGGGGCUGGAGGAACCGCACGGUCACCUCGGUGUCCUACCGCGAGAGGGAGAAACUGAGGGAGCCCCACGGUGGGACCGAGCUGUCCCUGUCCCCUCUGCAGCUGCACCACAGCGGCAGCUACAGCUGCAAGGUCCUGGUGGGAUCCUGGGUGUUGCAUGAGUCAGCACCGGUGACAAUGACAGUGCACGCCAGGUUAGAGUUGCAGGUGUCGGCGCGGGAGCUGCUGGAGGGGGACACGGUGACACUGCGCUGCCUGCGCUGGCAGAACAACCCGGUCACCGGAGUGCGAUUCUAUCAUGGGGACGAGGAGGUGGGGAGGCCCCUCAAUGGGGCCGAGCUGUCCCUGUCCCCUCUGCAGCAGAACCACAGCGGCCACUACAGCUGCGGGGGCCGGGUGGACUCCGGAGUGUCACCGUGGGCACAGUCGGCACCAGUGACAGUGACAGUGCACGUGCCCGUGGCCAAUGCCACCAUCACCCCCGGUGCCCUGGCACACCAGGUGUGCGCAGGAGACCCCGUGACCCUGCACUGCUCGGUGCAGGUGGGCUCAGCCCCUGUCACCUUCACCUGGCUGCACAAUGGGCAGGAGGUGGCCCGGGGUCCCCUCCUGGAGCUCAGGGACAUCGAUGUGGGACAUUCGGGCACCUACCAGUGCGUGGCCACCAACCAGCUGGGACAGGACGGGCACCGCGUGUUCCGGGCACUCAGCCCUGAGCUGGAACUGGAGGUGACACCUGGCUCACCCUGGGUCACAGCAGUGGCUGUGAAUGUCGGCAGGACCCUCCUGUUCCUGCUCCUGCUCCUGGCUGUCAUCGGGGGCUGUCACUGGUGGCACCGCCAGGGACCCCCCCAGAGGAGGGGGCAGUGCUGGACCCCCACACCGUUGCCACCGAGUGGGCCAGGGUUGAGUACAGGGCCCCCACGGGUGUCCCCCAGCCCUGCCCCACCUCGUGAUCCACAAGUGACCAAUGUGGAGCUGUCGGGACCCUGCGAGGGACAGCGGGACCCCCGUGACUGCGAUGACGUGCUGUGACACUGGGGGACACUGGGGGGCACUGGGGGGCAUCGAUUCCCCUCAGGGGACCCUUCUUCCUCUUCCCAGCAACCCAUGGGGCUGCACUUUUCCUCUCCCAGUGUCAGGGGUCACACAAGCCUUUUCCCUCUUAUUGUACCCGAAAUUCAGCUUUUGAUUAAACUGUGUGAGAAACAA
This is a messenger RNA of Haemorhous mexicanus (house finch), 1580 nucleotides long. RefSeq names its product high affinity immunoglobulin gamma Fc receptor I-like. The record is from RefSeq and is a predicted model, not a curated record. Gene Ontology annotation, biological process: cell surface receptor signaling pathway. Gene Ontology annotation, molecular function: transmembrane signaling receptor activity. Bases 81 to 1403 code for a protein of 440 amino acids. NCBI's taxonomy places the organism in Eukaryota, Metazoa, Chordata, Aves, Passeriformes, Fringillidae. The transcript has 7 exons.